UCAGUCAGUCAGAGGUGUCGACUCGACAUCUAGUUCCUUCCGGGCCGCUCGGUCCUCCCCCUCAGCGCGUUUGUUCUUCUGCCGCUCUCUGCGGGCCUGACGCUCCUCCUUAGCCUUACUUGCGAAUGACUGGCCGGCCGCCUUGAUCUCCUGGAUCUUGAUUGACGUCCUGCUGGCUGGUUGGCGCUGGAUGAUGAACAAAUACGUACAAGGAUAGUAGAACCUGCACACAACGAAAAGGGGGACACGACAGACACAUGGCCAACCCCGCCUCCGCCUCCCAUCACGCACACCACACCCUCACCCGCCACCCACUCGACUCACCCGCAAUUCUGCCCGAUAGAUAGCGACGAUCUCCAUCCAUGUGUUCGGGCAGCCCAACCAGCGAAGCCGAGUACCUUCCUGCGACAUUCUCAGCGACAGAGACACCACACCCGCUCCAGCAGCUUAGCUCCAU
Molecule: messenger RNA, 457 nt
Organism: Vitrella brassicaformis
Lineage: Eukaryota; Vitrellaceae
Source: the annotation of a GenBank genome assembly